AUGGUUGAUAUAAGACCUACGAAGAGUAACGCCACCAUGACGGGCCAAUCUCAUGGUUUCGUAGUGGAAACCUCAAUGCAACCUCACAGAAUCGUGGCUGCCAACACCUUGCAGCAUUCUCCUAGUGCUCUACAACCGCCUUCAGUUGUUGGAAUUGCAGAACAGCCGCCGCAGACAGCUGCUGGAAUUGUAGAACAGCCGCUACAUGACCCUGAGACCUCCACAGCCUUGCAGCCGCAAGCGUCGAUUUCCGGAGCUGCUCUGACGCAUUAUCCUGCCGUCAGAGCACAUCAGCAGCCACCCCACUCAGUUGCCAAAAUUGCUGCACAGCCCCACGGCUACUUUGACACCAUCCCAGUCUUGGAGCAGAUCCAUUCUCUCCCUCCACUACAACCACACUUGAUGUAUGCACCUGUGUACGAGUCUAAUGAAGCCCUAUCCCAUAUGUGGUUAGGCCCAAUGCACACCACUCUACUUAACCCGCACAGUCAGGUGCACUUUAACUCACAGGUUGAUCAACUCACACAGAGGGUCGACGAUCAAAACAACCUGAUUGGCCAGCUACUCAGGUAG
Molecule: messenger RNA, 573 nt
Organism: Prunus armeniaca (apricot)
Lineage: Eukaryota; Viridiplantae; Streptophyta; Magnoliopsida; Rosales; Rosaceae
Source: the annotation of a GenBank genome assembly